AUCAUUUUUCAUUCUGUUUCUAUUAUCAUUCCAUAAAAAUAAUUGAAAAUCAGGAGAAAUCAGGAGAAAAGCUUAAAAAUCAGCUCCUGAAAUCAGGAGAAUUUUCAUCAGGAGAAAAGUCUAAAAAUCAGGAGUCUCCUGGUCAAAUCAGGAGAUUUGGGCACUCUGGACACAACACACAAAAUCUGGUCCUUCCUUUGAAAUAGUUUGGAACUUCUCAUACUGUUUGACAUAAAAUGGGCAUAAAUUGCCUGCAGUCUUUUCUUCUGUCUCACGUAUUUUCUUUAUCUUUACAGUGAAAUGAACUUUAAAGUUGUUUGGGUGUUAAAAGCCAGGUUUUUUGGCAUACAUUAUUAAAUGUCAGUUAUGUUUCACCUGGGUGUUAUUGAUUAAAAAUAAGAUUAAAUAAAAACGAAAAUAAAAACACAUGAGUUCAACGAGCGUUUUCAUAAUCUACAGCCAUGCUACUCUAUUUUUCUGAAAGUCUGAGUCAAAUAACUGUAUACCUUUUAGAAAAAUAGUAGUGAUACUCCUUAACGACGUAAAACAAUAGAUGUCUGUAGAGAAUGCUAGCUACAAUCAACUCUCAUGUAACUUUCCUAUUCGCUUAGGUGUUAUGCAUGAAAUAAAAUAGUAAAACAUGGAUAACAAUUUGUAUAAGUUAUCCAAAAGUUUUGUAAUUGACGAACAAAGAUGACUUAGAGGGCUUUAUAAAUUGAAAACCACUAUUAAAGAUAUUAUAUAAGCAUUUAUUUAUCCAUUCAUUUCAUUUAAAAUCUUGCACAAACAUGCACAAACGAAACACGCCAAAAAAGGUGGGUUUGAUUUUAUCGUCUGUAAUAACAUUCGUUACAAAGCUUUUUUUAAUUUUCCAUUUUUAGAUUGGCGUUAAUACGACUGAAGAAACGUCAGAUUUUAUAAAAUAUAAAGAUAAGCCCAACGCUGUUCCAUCAUCAAUAGGAGCCACAGAUAAAUGGCGAAUAUUCAUUUGGACCUCCGUUUUAUGGUCAAUUAUUUUAUGCUUCUUGCUAUUUAUGUUAAUCACCUUUUAUCCAACAGAAUGUCAAACAAAUGAAAUAUUAAAAAGAAAAGCUGAUCAAACAGUGACUACAACAACUUUAAAACCCUCUUAUUCCAAAUCAUCUGACUGGUCUAAACAAUAUCGCGAUAGUUAUUCAACAUGUAAUAGUUUCGAUAAACAAUGUGUGAACGUUGAUAAAUAUAUUAUUAAUUCAGAAACUUCGAAAAAUCCUCGAUACUAUCCGGGUGAAAUGGGUAAACCCUAUUCGUUAGCCGAUAAUAUGCAAGACGAAUCAAAACGACGUUUCUCUGAAAAUAUGUUUGAUAUUGUUGUAUCAGAUCAUAUUGCGUUAGAUCGAGCAAUGCCAGAUAUAAGAAAUGAUCAUUGUAAAGCUCGAUCCGUAUUUGAAUCAAAUCUACCUAAUACAAGUAUAAUUAUUGUAUUUCAUAAUGAAGGCAAUUCGACAUUAUUAAGAACAUUAGUUUCGAUAAUUAAUCGUACGCCAUGGAAAUUGAUUCAUGAAAUUAUUUUAUUAGACGAUGCUAGUGUCGAUAGAGAAUAUUUACAUGAACCAUUAGAACAAUUUAUAUCAACGUUGCCGCUAAAUAUUAAACUCUUUAAAAAUGAAAAACGUUUGGGAUUAAUUAGUUCACGUGUGAAAGCUGCCAAAAUGGCUACUGGUGAAACGUUAAUGUUUUUGGAUUCUCAUGUUGAAGUGUUAAACGGAUGGCUAUUGUAUUUAUUAGAAGAAAUUCAUAAAGAUCGGAAAACAAUUGUGUGUCCGAUAAUUGAUGUGUUAACGUGGGAUGCUUUAGAAUUAUUACAGGGUGCUACAGAUAUCUUUGGUACAUUCAGUUGGAAAAUGAUAUUUCGCUGGUCUAAACUACCGGAUGGAACUCAGACUGAUCAAUCAAAACCUGUUCGUACCCCAGCAAUGGCCGGUGGUUUGUAUGCAAUUGAUCGACUAUAUUUUGAAGAGUUAGGUUAUUAUGAUGAGGGCAUCAAAAUCUGGGGCGGAGAAAACCUAGAAAUGUCGUUCAAGACUUGGAUGUGUGGUGGACAAAUUCUUAUUCAUCCCUGUUCACAUGUCGCCCAUAUAUUUCGUAAAGAAACACCGUAUAAAUUUUUAGAUAGUGAAAGUAUAUUUGUGACAAUAUUUAAGAACUAUAAACGUGUAACGUUAGUUUGGUUAGAUGAAUACAAACAACUGAUAUACGCUGUAAAUCCAGACAUAAAACGUUUGGAUGGUGGUGAUGUAUCAUCUCGUAUUGAAUUACGAAAAAAUUUAACUUGUAUAACAUUUCGCCAAUAUCUAGAAAGAUUUCAGUUAAAAAAUUUUCCAUCGUCUUAUCGAUGGAUAGGAACAGUGGCCAAUAUCGAUCACCGUUGUUUGGACUCAAUGCUUGGACCAGACAUAUCAAAAGGUGUAAGAGGUUUUGUAUCAGCUCAAACAUGUCAUAUGGAUGGUGGAAAUCAAGUAUUUAUGUAUACAACGACGAAGAAACUUCAGUUUGAUGAGUUAUGUUUGGAGCCAAAUGAUCAACAAACAACGGAUAAACAACGACGAAUUUUGUUUAUUAUUUGUGAAGAAUAUCGACAAGAACAAAAUUGGAAUUAUAAUGAAGAGACAAAUCAACUUGUACAUGAAAAAACAAAUCAUUGUCUUGAUGUGAUAAAAGAUACGAUUGUUGUUCUUGUUUUUCUAAUGACAAAUCACCAAGCACAACAUCAACAACAAGAAGAAUUUGUACCAGCUGGACGAUAUAGAGGAGGUCCACAUGGUGUAGGUGAUCCAGAUGAUAAAUCUCUACGACAUGUUGAAUUAGAAGUAUGUAUACCUCAAAUUGUGCGCGAUCGUGGUCAUCGUUUGAAAUGUUUUGACUUCGUACAAGCAUUUGGAAAAUGUGGCGAAGAACAUGGAGGUUUUAUGGCUGUUUUCAAAUGUCGAAAAGAAUUAAAACAAAUGAAUGAUUGUUUAACAAAAUGGUUUCAAGAUGAAGAAUUUCGUAAAGAAUGUACCGAUAUUUAUUUAGAUGAACGUACAAAAUAUCGUUCGACCGGUGAAGUGACUCAUCAUAUUAAACGACCCUAUUAUUAUAAUCCAGAAAAAGAAUUAAAACGUCUUGGCAAAUUAAAAGAGGAAUAUGAUAGACUCGAAAAUAAAACUUAG
Messenger RNA from Didymodactylos carnosus, 3191 nucleotides. NCBI's taxonomy places the organism in Eukaryota, Metazoa, Rotifera, Eurotatoria, Philodinida, Philodinidae. The record is from the annotation of a GenBank genome assembly.